Trypanosoma theileri is the source of this 3102-nucleotide messenger RNA. RefSeq lists its product as uncharacterized. The record is from RefSeq and is a predicted model, not a curated record. NCBI's taxonomy places the organism in Eukaryota, Euglenozoa, Kinetoplastea, Trypanosomatida, Trypanosomatidae. Gene Ontology annotation, cellular component: cytosol; nuclear envelope. The transcript has a single exon. Bases 1 to 3102 code for a protein of 1033 amino acids. Gene Ontology annotation, biological process: protein import into nucleus.
AUGUCAACAAAUGAAAUUGAGUUCUUAACCAAAAUAUUACAGGAUGCUUUGAGUUGUGAUAAAUCUGUAAGAACUGUAGCAGAACAGAAAAUAAAUGAACUUGUGGAAACUCAUGGUUUUUUAAUUUCUCUCACCCGCUACGCACAGUUAAAUUCUGAAGGUAUUUCAGGAGCUCAACGUCUUAUGGCGUUAACUAUAUUAAAACAAAAUGUUCAUAAAUGUACAUUGGAAGAGUCUAUGAAUAUAAUGAAUAUUCUUAUGAGUGUUUUACCUUUGGAAUUAGAUCGUCAUGUCGUAAAUAUUUCUGCGGCAAUCUUAAGUAUUAUAGCUGUAAGAUUGGAGUCAAAUCUUUCAACGAAUUUUAAUAUCCUGGACUAUCUUAAUACAUUCGUUAAAUUUAUCUCUGAUUCUUUUACUACACCAAACUCAACUGUUCAUAUACUUAAUUCAAUUCUUUUGGUAUCUGAACUACAAAAUCAUGUUUCUCCAAGCUCAACUUUGCUUUAUGAAAAUUUAAUUUUUCUUACUCCAUCUUUGCUUCAUAUUCUCAUUAAUGGAAAUCAAGAAGAAGCAAGUUUUGUUGCUGUUACUGUGGUAAAAGAUGUAUUCUUGUCUGUAUUAACUAUUCGAAAAAAGAAUCUUUUGGAUUUUAUAAAGGAAACAUGGAAUAAAUUUUUUCCCCUAUUGUUAAAUACUGUACAACUUUCUUGUUUACCUUUAACUGGAGUACAAGAAAAUAUAUUUCAUAAUAAAGUUAUUUUGGAAGUUUUAUCAUUUUUUGAGAAUAUGAUUCAUGCGGCUAAAUGGAUAAGGAAAGAAAUUAAUGUGAAUGUUCUUGAAAGAAUAAUAAAUUCUAUUAUAGUGGAUGAUUCUAUUUACUUUGAAGUUCUUGAAAAUAAUGAUGAUGAAAGUAUUAUUAUUCAACAAGUUAUGACAAGACGAUGGAAUUUAUUGGGAGAAGUGGCACGUAUUAAAUCUCUACAACAUAUUUUAGAGACUAUUAUUAGUACUGAUCCUAAUCGAUUUUUAAAUCUUAUUUUAAUUCAUACAACUGUUCGUGAUAUAGAUGUGGAAGAAUGGCUUAAUGAUACAAAUUCUUUCUUACAACAAGAAGAAGAAAAUGAGGAUGAAGUAUUAUGGAAUGUUCGUACAUCAGCUGCAAAUGUUUGUAGAUUAUGUACACCUAUUUUUGGAAGUAAAAUAAUGGAAUUUCUUGUAAACUCUCUUAAUUCUAUGGGUCAAUUAUGGAAAGCGAGAGAAAGUAUUUUGUUCGUAUUAGAAAUUCUUUUACGUCGAUGUCCAGAAGAAAUGUUGGGUGCAGGUGUAAAUUGUCAUAAUCAACUGUUGCAAAUAUUACUUAAUGAGGAUGUAGGAGGUCCUGCAGUUUUGGCUACUCGGGCACUCUCCGUGUUAGCAGUUUUACUGAAUUUAAAGAAGCGAGAAGGGGUAAAUAUUGAAUCAUCCUGUUCGCAACUUCUUCCAAAAGCGGUAGUUUCUCUUAGAAGUGAAGUUCCUUUACUUCAAGCUGCAGCAUGUAAACUUCUUCAUAAUCUCUUGCCAUUGAUUCAUUUAAAUGAUACAUUAUCAUUAUUUACAGAAGGUGAAAAUGCACUUUUUUCUCUUAUGCUGAACGAUAACACAGUAGAUGAUAUGUUAUACAUAUGUAUAGAAGUUUAUACGGAAUGGAUAACUAAAUGUCAUUUACAAACAAGAGGUAUAUCUUCUAUAGAAGCUCAUUCUGUGUUAUUUAAAUGUUGGAUAAAACAUAUUAAGGAUCCAAAUAUAGGAGAAUUAGUUGUAUCCUUAUUUAAUGAAUUAAUAAUUGAAUCUAAUGGAGAUGAAUCUUUUUUUACUCAACUUUCUUGGAUAACUAAUAUAUUAAAUGGAUGUUGUAGCAUGGAAGAACAUUGUGCUUUACCUUUUGUCCUUCAAAUAUUAGCAUGUGUUUUUAAAAAGGGUUCUGAUAAUGUUGCAAUGAGGACAGCAAAUAUUCUUAUUGGGUCUUUGUGUGAAUUAUUAUUAACUUCUGAAGAGUCAUCUAUUGUAGUUUCCGCAUCAAAUUGUUUAACAUCAUUACUUCAAAGAUGUCCACAAAUGGGAUCCGUGACUGUUUGUGUAUCACCUACUAUAAUAAAUAUAAUUUCUUCUUUAAGGAGAAAUGAAUUAUUUUCUGGUGUAUUACCAUCUGAAUUCACUACUGUAGUGACUGGUAAUGAAUCUCAGAUAUAUCCUUUAUCUGUUAUCCUCGUUACAAUAGUUAUCAGUAUGUUACAGAAGGAUAAGAAUGAAGUUACAUUGAUGAAUAGCGGAAAAUUAUUGGUUGCUAUUGUAGAGAACACAAAUGGUUUUCGUGAUAAUGAAAUAUCAUCUAUUGUUAAAGCAAUCGUAACUCGUCUUAUGACUGUUAAAACAGAUACUGUAGCGCAAGAAUUAAUUUCACCACUUGCAGUAUUAUUAAAACAACAUAUGCAUGCAUUUAUUAAUGUUCUCUUAUCUUCUGGACUUCUUAACAGUAUGUUCUCUGUAUGGCUUCCAAAGAUGAGUGUAUUCUUUGGGAAAACGGACCUUAUUCGUUCAUGUGAUGCUUUGUUAGAUUUACUAGGGCAAUGGCCUCCUGAUGAGCGACUCUCUGGAGAGAUGCUUUCAUGGAGUAAGGGAAAAAACAAGAAGGAAAUGUUACCAUUAGAUGUUGCGUUGUUUAUUGCUUGUGGUAAAGGUGUACUAAAUCUCAUGAGCCAAUGUGAUAUGAAUGAAGAAGAAGAGAGUGAAGAUGAUCUUGACUGGGCAGAUGAUGAUGAUGAGGAAGAUAAUGAUGAUGAUGAUGAUGAUGGGUUUGAGAAUAAUAAUAAUAAUAAUAAUAAUAAUAAUAAUAAUAAUAAUAACAGUAACAACGGAAAAGAUGGAGACAAUACGACCGACGAGGGUGUUGUUAAUAAUGAGGAUAGUAAAAAUGUUGGUAUUGCUGCUGGGAAAAUCGGAUCAGAUGUGGAAGCUAUACUACAAAAAGUUUCCCCAUUGAUAUCACGGUAUGGACCUGUCGUUACCCCUUUUUUUACACAAGCUGAGAUAAAGGAAUUAUCUCUUCUUUUUGCCACUGCAUGA